GUUUUCAACCUGACCACGUACCCGCAUCUCGUCGGGCUGUUCAACGAGCUCGGGAUCGACUCGGACGCGUCGGACAUGUCCUUCUCGCUGUCCACGGACACCGUGGAGUGGGGCUCUCGAGGAUUAGGCGCGUUCUAUACACUGAAGAAAAACGCGUUAUCCGCCGACUUCCUCCUGAUGAUACGAGAGAUCGUCCGGUUCGGGAAAGAAGCCCCGGAAGUUCUGAGAGAGUCCCCAAACUCGCGACACGCGGAAUUCGGCUGGAUGACGCUCGGGCAGUACCUCGCGCGAAGGGGCUACUCGCGGUUCUUCACGGAGAAUUACGUCGUGCCCAUGUGCGCGGCGAUAUGGUCGUGCUCCGACCGCGACACUCUGGACUUCCCCGUCGUGACGCUCGUGCGGUUCUGGGUGAACCACCACCUCCUGAACCUCGUCGAGCGGCCGCUGUGGCGCGUCGUGAGAGGGCGCAGCGAGGCGUACGUCGACGCGAUCGUUCGCGCGAUCACGAGGGAGGAUUUCGACGGGAAUCGCCGCGGCGUCGUCGAGCUCGACGCGCGCGUGGUCGCGGUGAAGCGAAAGCCGGGGGAGAUCACGAAGUGCGAGUACGACGACGUCAUCUUCGCGUGCCACAGCGACCAGGCGCUCGCCAUCUUGGGCGAGGAAGCGAAGGACGCCGAACGCGCCGCGCUGGACGCGAUUAAGGCGCGACUUUUCCCGUUUCAAAAAAACGACGUGUGGCUCCAUCGCGACGCGACGCUCAUGCCGCGCAAUAAGAAGGCGUGGGCGUCGUGGAACUGCCUGAAAGGCUCCUCGCGCGGCGCGAGCGGCGAAGACGCCAGCGUGUGCGUGACGUACUGGGUGAACCUGCUGCAGAACUUGCCGGAGCGCGAACCCGAUUUGUUCGUCACGCUCAACCCGCCGCGACCGCCGGCGACGGGGACGACGCAGCACCGCGUGACGUUGAGCCACCCGCUCUUCAACGCGCGCGCGAUCGACGCGCAGACCGCGAUCAACGACAAGUUCCAGGGCGACGGAGGCGUGUGGUUCGCGGGCGCGUGGCUCGGGUACGGCUUCCACGAGGACGGGAUCAAGUCCGCGGUG
Messenger RNA from Micromonas pusilla CCMP1545, 1101 nucleotides. RefSeq lists its product as uncharacterized. Gene Ontology annotation, molecular function: oxidoreductase activity. The transcript is spliced from 5 exons. The annotation marks the transcript as partial. NCBI's taxonomy places the organism in Eukaryota, Viridiplantae, Chlorophyta, Mamiellophyceae, Mamiellales, Mamiellaceae. The record is from RefSeq and is a predicted model, not a curated record.